AGAAUAUUAAUGACGUCAUCAGUGUUGGGUUUGGGCAGGACGAUUCGCCAUUUUGCAAGUGCUAGAAGCCAGAUUUUGAAGAGCGUUUUAAACAGAACACAGUGCACAAUGUCGUACAGAGACAGAGCUUUUGAUUCUUCAGGAAGAUCCGACAGGAAAGGGUUUGGUGGAUCUAGAUUUGGUGGCAGAGAUGACCGAGGUGGUUUUGAUAGGCGUGGUGGUGGCAGAGGGGGCAUGAGAGGUGGUAGCAGUGGUGGAAGGUCGUUGAAGGGAAUACAGCCAGGAGAGCGGCUACGGAAACCCAGAUGGGAUAUGUCGACACUGCACAAGUUCGAGAAGAACUUCUAUGUAGAACAUCCACAAGUUGCUGCCAGAACACCUGAAGACGUUCAGAAAUUCCUUUCAGAGAGGGACAUAAGUGUCGUCGGAAGAAAUGUUCCAACGCCAAUUUUUAAGUUUGAAGAAGCUAAUCUACCAGAUUAUGUUUUGCAUACAGUCAAGAGGAAUCAGUGGAAGGCUCCUACUGCAAUUCAGUCAACAGGUUGGCCAAUUGCUCUUUCAGGAAGGGAUUGUGUUGGAAUAGCACAGACUGGUUCUGGAAAAACUCUAGCAUUCAUUCUACCAGCAAUUGUACACAUCACAAAUCAACCCUAUUUAGAGCAUGGUGAUGGACCAAUAUGUUUAGUGCUAGUCCCAACUCGAGAACUUGCCCAGCAGGUGCAGGAGGUGGCCAUUGAAUUUGGUCAAACAUCACAAAUUAGAAACACUUGUGUAUAUGGUGGAGCACCAAAGGGACCACAAAUAAGAGAUUUGGAAAGGGGUGCUGAAAUUUGUAUUGCAACACCUGGUCGACUCAUUGAUUUUUUGGAAGCUGGAAAAACCAACUUGAGACGCACAACUUACUUGGUCUUGGAUGAAGCUGAUAGAAUGUUGGAUAUGGGAUUUGAACCUCAGAUUAGAAAGAUUGUGGAGCAAGUUCGACCUGACAGACAAACAUUGAUGUGGAGUGCUACAUGGCCUAAAGAAGUAAAGAAGAUGGCCGAGGAUUUCCUCAAAGAAUACAUUCAGAUCAACGUGGGGGCACUUCAGCUGCAUGCCAAUCACAAUAUCCUACAGAUCAUCGAUGUGUGUCAAGAAUAUGAAAAAGAAAACAAGCUUGUGAAAUUGCUAGAAGGAAUAAUGCAGGAAAGGGAAAACAAGACAUUGAUAUUUGUUGAAACAAAGCGAAAAUGUGAUGACCUCUCGAGGCGAAUGAAGCGUGAUGGAUGGCCAGUUAUGGGAAUCCAUGGAGAUAAAUCUCAGCAAGAGAGGGACUGGACUCUGAAUGAGUUCAGACACAGCAAAACGCCAAUCUUGAUAGCUACAGAUGUUGCAUCAAGAGGUUUAGAUGUGGAGGACAUCAAAUUUGUGAUAAACUUUGACUACCCAAAUUGCUCCGAGGACUAUGUACACAGAAUUGGCCGAACUGCCAGAAGCGAGAGAACGGGGACGGCUUACACAUUCUUUACUCCGGGCAACGCAAAGCAAGUCAAUGACUUGAUAAAUGUUCUACGAGAAGCCAACCAGAAUAUUAGUCCCAAGCUGAUCCAGCUGGCUGAGUCCAUGAGAGGGCAAAUGGGCAGGGGGCGUAGUCGAUGGGGCAGGAGAGAUGAUAGAGGUGGUCGUGGUUCUGGCCGGGAUCGAGACAGUUAUGGUGGCAGAUCCAGAGGGGGUUCGGGUUACGGAGGAGGAUCGAGCUCCAGCUCGGGGUUUGGGAGUAAGGGUGGAUAUGGUGGGUCAAGUGGGGGGUUUAACCAGAGUAGAUCCUCCGAUAGCAGCAGAGGCGGCGCCUACAGCAGCGGUCAUUCAUCACAAGGCACGUCGGCGUCAGGGCUUAAAAGUGCAAUAGGCAGUUACAACCAGGGUACCAGCGCGAACACCCGCGGUAGUCUGUCGACCAGGGGUGGGAUGCAGGGUAGGGGAGGGAUGUUCCAGGGUUCUACACGAGGGGGACACCAAGUGAACGGUUACGCGGGCCAAACAUCUCAGCCAGCUGGAACAGCUGCUGGCUCUGCCACUGCACAAGGUCAGCAGAACAUGCAGCAGAACAUGAACUGGCAGUACAGUCAGUGGAACACUGCUGCUCCCCCACCACCACCUCCCCCUCCUGCUUAUUAAUUAAGGUUUCAAACAUUGGGCACCAUCUUGUGUCCGUACGUGUCGUGAACUGUUUAAAAAGACUUAAUUAUUGUUACAUAUUGAACAUCCAGUCAGCUUAGCUGGUUGAAAGUACCUACAUCAUCGUCUGUGGACAUUUCUGUUUAACUGGUGGCUUCUUCGUGGUUAGAUUAGUCAUCUCCAUCAAAAUGUUUAGCUUCGUUGUCCAUCAGUGUUUGGCUUGGGUCUUGCUAAAAGGACGUAGGUCACUCUUUUAACUUCAUAUUUUAUUUUGUAAUUGUCAAUUUUAUUAUUUAAUGUUAUAUUGUAUGUACAUAACAUGAAAAUAAAUUUGUGAAUUAGUC
This is a messenger RNA of Gigantopelta aegis, 2501 nucleotides long. RefSeq names its product probable ATP-dependent RNA helicase DDX5. Gene Ontology annotation, molecular function: ATP binding; RNA binding; RNA helicase activity. Bases 10 to 2157 code for a protein of 715 amino acids. Gene Ontology annotation, cellular component: cytoplasm; ribonucleoprotein complex; nucleus. The record is from RefSeq and is a predicted model, not a curated record. The transcript has 13 exons. NCBI's taxonomy places the organism in Eukaryota, Metazoa, Mollusca, Gastropoda, Neomphalida, Peltospiridae.